This is a messenger RNA of Paraphaeosphaeria sporulosa, 739 nucleotides long. RefSeq lists its product as uncharacterized. Bases 1 to 501 code for a protein of 166 amino acids. NCBI's taxonomy places the organism in Eukaryota, Fungi, Ascomycota, Dothideomycetes, Pleosporales, Didymosphaeriaceae. The record is from RefSeq and is a predicted model, not a curated record. The transcript has a single exon.
AUGCACUCCAUCAUCAUCUCCAUCCUCUCCCUCCUCGCCCUCCUCUGCCCCUUCACAACCACCAGCGCCCUCCCCCAGCGCAAACACCCCCCGGUCUGGAACAUUGACAACUCCACCCUCGUCGAAGCCGGCAUCCUCGGCGAAACCCACUCCGACAUCCGCUUCUCGGCUGUCACAAACUACCCCAACAGCCACAUCACGAACAACUACGGCGCGUGCGCCUCCGCAGGCCCCGACCCGCGCUAUCUCGAGAACGACCCCAACUCGUGGAUGGUCUCGCUCGACGCCAGCGUGCCCAAUUGGCAGAGCUACUGCGGGAAGAAGGUCCGAUUGACGGCGCCGGAUGGGCGUACGGCCGAGGCGACCAUCGUGGAUAAGUGUCCUGGAUGCAGUAUUGGUGGAGCGUACAGUCUGGAUCUGCUUGAGGCGCCGUGGAAUGCGGUGGGCGGGAAGACGUCGGCGGACAAUGUGUAUGGUGCUAAGUGGGAGAUCAUUGGGUGAGAGUGUAUCUCGACUUGGUGGGUUACUGGGUGAGAGUGUUCUCGGUGUGGGCGCCCCCGUGUAACUAGCUGCUGCCCGACUGUGAAAUGCACUGCUGAAGAGGAACACAUUUGGAAGAGUUCAUCUUGCGGGAAGUCGUCCAGGUGCUAUGGACCUGGUUUCUGACCCCUUGCAAAGUGUGUCGGAAACAUGUACUUUUCGCUUGAUGUCACGAUAUGUACGUAACAGCACACAACUG